CGUGUAUUAUUGUCAGAUAUUAAUGUAUUAACAUUAAAACAUGGUUAUAAUACAAAUUCUAGAAGAUCAGCCCCUGUACCACAGUUAAAAUGUGUUGGUGGAACAGCUGGUUGUAAUAAGUUUAUACCACAAGUUGUACAAUGUUAUAAUAGAGGAUCAGAUGGUAUUGAUGUACAGUGGGAAUGUAAAACUGAUAUGGAUAAUGCCUAUAGAUUUGGUGAAGUAGAAGUAACAUGUGAAGGUUAUGAUUAUCCUGAAGAUAUGUAUGUUUUAAAAGGAUCUUGUGGGGUAAUUAUACUAUUCAAAUAA
Lottia gigantea (owl limpet) is the source of this 309-nucleotide messenger RNA. RefSeq lists its product as hypothetical. Lineage: Eukaryota; Metazoa; Mollusca; Gastropoda; Lottiidae. The transcript is spliced from 3 exons. The annotation marks the transcript as partial. The record is from RefSeq and is a predicted model, not a curated record. Gene Ontology annotation, biological process: regulation of store-operated calcium entry. Gene Ontology annotation, cellular component: endoplasmic reticulum membrane.